CUUUGUCCAUUCUGUACUUGUUUCUUGUUCGUUUCUUGUUCAUUCUCUGCUCUCUCUUGGCCACAGAUUGUGUUUUUUCAACUCCUUGACCCAUUAAAUCCUUCAAGUCUCUAUAUUUUUCUGUUUUUCUGUGAACUAUGGAAGGUGAGUGCAAAACCCAUCUUGCCAAUGUUUUGAUCUCUUCAUAUCUUGCACCAAAUGAAGACAAAUUUGUAGAGAAGAAUCCUCCUGUGAAGUUUGAACAGCCGCAGCUUCCAUCUGCUGUCUGUUCAAAUCAGAAGGCUCUAUGUGUUAAAAAGACAGCCAGUGCAGAAGCGGAGAUUGGAGUAUUCAGAGCUGAAAGGUACUAUGGCAUGAAACCGGAAGAUGACAAAGCAAGAGCUGUUGAGAAUUGUGGUGGCAACCAGGCAAAGAAGAAAGAACAACGAGCUGAUGUGCAGUAUAGGAGACAAAAGAGUAGAUCAGGAACUCCAAGUGUGAGUUCUGAAUCAAGUUGGAACAGUCAAGCUGCUUUAUUUCCAAGUUUCUUGAGGAAUUCAUCUCAGAACAUCCAAAAUAAGACCAAAGGAAGAAGUCUGUUGGUCAACCUUAGCUGCAACAGGUCUUGUGCUGAUAAAAAAUCUAUCCUUGUUCAGAGGAAUUUGUAUGAGCAAAAAGGUUCGCAAGCUUCAAGAAAUGAACAAAUUCAUGUCAUCAUGGAUGGAAGAAAGAAGUUUCAAGCAGCUACUUUGGUGAAACACAGACCAAAAAGUUCAAUUUCUGGUGGCUCAACCAAAGAAGAAGAGAUGGAGUUUCCAAUUUCAAGCUCUCAGUUACAAACUUUUGCAAAAAUGAAAGAUGAAGAUCCAAGAAAAUCCAUUGAAGUAUUUGGCUCAAACAAGUUGGAUAAGAAAGAGUUAAUGGCUAAGAAUCGAGAGAGGAAGCUGUCUGUUCUAAAAUGGGAUGCCAUCCCAAAAGCUAAGGCCACUCAAACUGCUCCAAGAACUGAUCAAAUGACUGAAGAUACCGGAAGCGAUGCAAGUUCCGAUCUGUUCGAGAUCGAAAACAUAUCUGGAACCCAUGGAAGGUCAUUCACAAGGCAAACUUCAGAUCUUAUAUCAAGCUCCAUGACAGCUUAUGAGCCAAGUGAAGCUAGCAUUGAAUGGAGUGCAGUCACUGCCAGUGCAGCUGAUUUCUCAUCUGUUGCAGACUAUGAUGGAAAGGAAGCCACAGCUAAUAAGCCUAAAACCACAAUAGUCAAGGAUUUGCAAAAAGGUCACCCUGGUGGACUGUUAGGAUGUAAAAGUGACAAGUCUGUCAGUAUAGCUCAAACUACAUACAGAAACAUCGAGAAGCUUAAAGCAACAGGUUGAGCUGAGAUUAAUAUGAAAGCUUAUGAUUUCCCUAUCAAAGUUAUGUUAAAUAGCAUUAUUAUGUCUCUAAAUGUGCAUCAAAUAAUGAAGUUUCCAUUAAACACCUGUACUGAUAAGCACAUUUUGUUCUUCCAUGUUUGGUUUUUUAGUUCUAAACUGAGAGAUGCUUUUCAAAUACAACCAUAGCCUUUUAAGGUGGCCAUAUAGCUUCA
Cucurbita pepo subsp. pepo (vegetable marrow) is the source of this 1564-nucleotide messenger RNA. Its product is annotated as protein PHYTOCHROME KINASE SUBSTRATE 1. Gene Ontology annotation, biological process: phototropism. NCBI's taxonomy places the organism in Eukaryota, Viridiplantae, Streptophyta, Magnoliopsida, Cucurbitales, Cucurbitaceae. The record is from RefSeq and is a predicted model, not a curated record.